AUGCAGCUUGCUAGGCCCUCAUCAAAUCGUUCCGCGCCGGCCGAAGAAGUUCCAGACCCUGUGGGGCCGGCAUCGAUCCCCGUUGAGGUCUAUGCGGGGCCGAACGGGUACUACACGCGGAUGGGCGAUCCUGUCAGUCUUUCAAAUGAGCUGAGCGACCCUCAAGGCACGAAACGCUCAUUCGUUGUUCUGCACGAAAUCCGAAUAUAUGUGGUCGACGUUGAGGCAGACCGACUCGGCGGCAAUGGGGUGAACCAGCCAUCCCAGUCCCGAUCUCGAUACACGUUACCCGAGACGGCCGGGACUGCGUCACCGCAUCGGAGACCAGACUCGAAUAUGUGGACAUCGCAGGCAUGUCCCAGCGGCGGACUUGAGUGCCCAGACGUUGGGUUUGAUUGGGUAUGCAAGACGUGGGAGCUAGAUAAGAUGAUAGGGGAGAACCGCGAACGCAAGAUCCCAGGUGUUCCCUGA
Molecule: messenger RNA, 471 nt
Organism: Diaporthe amygdali
Lineage: Eukaryota; Fungi; Ascomycota; Sordariomycetes; Diaporthales; Diaporthaceae
Exons: 2
Coding region: 1-471 (156 amino acids)
Source: RefSeq, a predicted model, not a curated record